This is a messenger RNA of Cervus elaphus (red deer), 947 nucleotides long. RefSeq names its product transmembrane protein 202 (gene TMEM202). Lineage: Eukaryota; Metazoa; Chordata; Mammalia; Artiodactyla; Cervidae. Bases 1 to 795 code for a protein of 264 amino acids. Gene Ontology annotation, cellular component: plasma membrane. The record is from RefSeq and is a predicted model, not a curated record. The transcript is spliced from 5 exons.
AUGGAGAGGGAGGAGCAAACAGUCUUCACCUUCUACUAUCCCGAGGUUCCCAAAGUCAAGGGGGACCGGAGAUACAAAAGGCCUACCCUCCCCACCCAACAUCCGAGUGCCUUGAUGCCACCCAAGAGGCGACAGCAGCAUGUGGAUCAGACACACGGCUACAUCCGAAUGUUCUGUGGCAGCCUCUGUGGCUUUAGCCUCCUAGUGCUGAUCUGCAUGUCCCCACUGAACUGGGUGCAGUUCCUGGUGAUCAAUGAUGGCCUUGAGCUCUACGCAGGACUCUGGAUCUCAUGCAACCAUGAGCUGUGCUGGAGCCACACACCCAAGCCACCCUAUUACCUCCAAUAUUCCAGGGCCUUCUUCCUCAUCUCUGUCUUCACCAUACUUGUUGUCCUUGGCUGGCUCUUCAGUUCUUGCCUCCCUAGAAGAGGAAGGAUGACUGGUAACUUGGAUCUGAAGGUAUCCAUGCUCAGCUUCAUCUCAGCCUCCUGCUUGCUGCUCUGCCUCAUCCUGUUUCUGGAACAGGUCGACUUGUAUAGUUCGGAAACGAUGGAGUCAGCUCUCCUAUGGCCCUAUCAGGUUAAUUGGGGGAGUGACUUCAUAUACUUGUUUGCGGGGAUUGUCUCCUUCCUCAAUUACAUAACUUCCAGAUCUCCUCCUCUGGAUCAAGAUAUCACUGCAGUUCCUACAGAAAAGUCAAGGCUGGGAUUUGGUCCAGUGACUCUGCCGGUUGAAGAUGACCAGUCAGAGCUUCAGACAGAAUCUUCGAGUGAGACCAGCACGCAUCAAAUAUAGAACUGUGACUGAUAAGACAACCGAACUAUUGCUUGACUUAAAAACAGGGGAGAAGCUAACUGAGUAGGGAAUGAUUGUGCAAAUUUGAGGAAACUCUCCUAAUAUCAUGUCCAUAUUACUGAAGGGGACAGCAUUAAAGCUGAUGAAAUGUC